GGUCCAGCCAACUCUUACGAAAGGGUUAACAGCCAGUGAAACAGGACACCUGCUUCAAGAAUGCUCUUCUCAAGGGCCCUCCUGCUUUCUCUUCUGACAGCACUGCUGUUUGAGUACGCUCGGAGCAAAAGAAUCAACUGCAAGGACAAAUGCUGUGAGUUUGUGGAGGGAUUCCCAGUCAGACUGAAACAUCUGCGUUCCUCGUACUCUCAGAUACAAGACUACUAUGAAGAAAAUGAUGAUCUUGAGACUGCACUAUUAAACAGGACAGUGCUUGAAAAUGUUAAAAGCCCCUACGGAUGCCAUGUAAUGAAAGAAAUUUUGUAUUUUUACUUGGAAACUGUUUUACCUACCGCUGCCUUAGAAGUAAAAAGCCUCUACAAAAAGCCAAUAGACGCCAUUGGAAACAUUUUCCUGGAGUUGAAGAGGGAGCUUGCCAAAUGCAGGAAUUACUUCGCAUGCGAAAAACCUUUUGAAAUUUCAACCAUCAAAGAUUCAUAUAACCAAAUGGCGGGUAAAGGUCUGUACAAAGCCAUGGGAGAGCUGGAUCUGUUGUUCAACUACAUUGAAAAUUAUCUAGCAUCAAAAAGACAAAAAGCCUAAACGCAAAUAAGGGCACGGCGGAUAACCUGUG
Messenger RNA from Electrophorus electricus (electric eel), 634 nucleotides. It is a transcript of the gene il10, whose product is annotated as interleukin 10. The record is from RefSeq and is a predicted model, not a curated record. Gene Ontology annotation, molecular function: cytokine activity. Gene Ontology annotation, biological process: immune response. Gene Ontology annotation, cellular component: extracellular region. NCBI's taxonomy places the organism in Eukaryota, Metazoa, Chordata, Actinopteri, Gymnotiformes, Gymnotidae.